AUGAGCUCUAAGCUCGUUAGCUCCUGUUUCGCAGAAACGCGAGUCGCGCCAAUAAACCCAACUACUUGGUCAUGGAUUUCAGACUUGGUGGGCUUCGAAUGCUCUGCUGACGAGGUCGCGGAUGCCGAUGCACCGGUGUUGGUCGCUGAGGGGCAGCUGCCUGAGGACCAGGUUGAAGGAGCCAAAGACGAGAAAGUGCUGCAGGCGGAUGUUGACGACGUAGCGACACUAGGAAGCGAUGACCAGAGACUCGUAGCAGCUGAGGAUGAUGGGCUAGUGCUUGUCUGGAGCGUUGUUGGCCAGGUCGAUGCGAGAGCAAAGGUACUGCUCACGAAGCCCGCUUCCAAGAAGAAGGAGAAGGUGGUACUCAGUCUCAUCUUGUUUCUUGUUUUCAAUGCUCCGUCUAGAUUGCGCUCUCGAGAAUGUAUGGGUGUAAGAGCCAGCCGUGCCAGCAUUUAUGCGGCGACAUGA
Molecule: messenger RNA, 471 nt
Organism: Drepanopeziza brunnea f. sp. 'multigermtubi' MB_m1
Lineage: Eukaryota; Fungi; Ascomycota; Leotiomycetes; Helotiales; Drepanopezizaceae
Source: RefSeq, a predicted model, not a curated record